AUGCAGUCUACCCCGUCAUCGGUGUUUCAGGUGUGCUGUGUACUAACUUCCUGUUUCUCUCCUGUAGAUGAGAGCGGCGUCUCCCUCCUGCAGCUGAUCGGGGACCCUCCCCCGGACGAGAUCACCAAGAUCUAUGGCCCCGACAACAGCCCCGGCUACGUGUUCGGUCCCGAUGCUAACACGGGCCAGCUGGCACGCGCCCAUCUUCCCAGCCCCUUCUACCGGGACUUCUCCCUCCUCUUCAACCUGAAGCCCCAGUCCACCAAGGGUGGCGUUAUCUUCUCGGUCACGGACCCCUCGCAGCAGAUCAUGUAUGUGGGUGUCAAGCUGUCGCCCGUGAAGGCGAACAGGCAGAACGUAAUCUUCUUCUAUACGGAGCCCGACUCAAAGGAGUCGUACGUGGCUGCCACCUUCCCCGUGCACAAUCUGGCUGACCAGUGGAACCGCUUCUCCAUCUCCGUGCUGGAUGACAAGGUCACCUUCUACAUCAACUGCGACGACCAGCCCCAGGUGGUGCGCUUCGAGAGGUCCCCAGACGAGAUGGAGCUGGAGGCUGGAGCCGGGGUGUUCGUGGGCCAAGCCGGAGGGGCCGAUCCCAAUAAGUUCCUGGUAUGUAUCAUGCUAUUACUGUACCUUUUGAUAGCAGGGUCAGGGGCCGUUGUGUUUCAACUUGGUCGAUGUAGGAAAUGAAUACAUUUCCUAGAUUGAAGGACUUGAAAUGCAGUUCUACCCCAAACCCUGUCUUAUAUUUAAUUUACAGAUGACGGAUCUUAAUUUGAUCACUCUUUUGUCGCUUCAGGAAAUUCUAAUGAGCCUUGUGAAACCCGCAGUUCUCUUUCUCUCCAUGCAAGGGGCAGGGGGGGUCAUUCGGAGCAGUGGGGCCAUAUUUGUCCAUAUUCUGUAGGCUACCUGUUAGUCACAUAAUGAAUGGUGUGAGAACCGAUAAUAGGCUACUGUUUGUGUUUCCCUGGCUGAGUUGAUGAGCUCAUUUGGAGGACAUCAUAAGGUUUCUAGUGAACCCAAGGUUACGAUUGAACUGUCAAAAUGUAGUUCAAACCUGGUCUAGCGGUUAGGGCCGCUGCCUUCAGUGCGCACAUAUAGGCCUACCGUGUCGAUGUGGGUUCGAUUCCGGCCCACGCCCUUAUGGCACAAAUAACUCAAUCCACCCGAUUUUACUAGAUUUAGUUACACAUUUCAAAUAUGGACAGUCCAGAAUAUUUUACCCCCGAUCUUGAUAAGAAAUUACCAUACCAGACUUUUAUUUUAGGCCGUGGCUGCAGAUCUGGCUUUUUCGGCUGGGCAAAAAAUUCCAGAGUCUUCCAGAAGCUUCUGCGCAUGUGAGGAUCACGUUCUGCGCAUAUGCUCAAUGCGUAGAGAACAGGCUACUCAGACAAAUGGUGCUUGUUUAAUAAAGUUAGGUCAAAGCUGUAUCAAUGUCUGCAAGAUCACAUAAUGAUCACAGUAUUCUACCUAACAGAACCAAAUAUAAUAGCAUAGUAUAACGCUACUGUAAGACAAAACACCACCGCAUAUGUAACUUUUUGGGCGACCAGACCAAAUACAUAUAGAAAUGUGUGGUAUAGAUCUGUCAUUCUCAUUAAAAGCAAGUCUAAGAAGUUUAGUUUUUGUGUCUUUUAUUUUCGGGUUUGCAUCCCAGCUUCAAACAGCUGAAAAUACAGUAUUUUUGGUUAUGGAAAAUAUAUUUCACAGCGGUUUAGAUGGUACAACGAUGAAUGAUUCUCUACAGUAUACUUUCAUGUUUUUGUCACAUUAACUGAAAUUAGGCUAACUAUUAGAAUUUUAGCAACCAGGAAAUGGCAGAGCGAUUUCUGCAUAAAGCAUCUUUAAAGUUUUACCGGUGAAACAUCCAUGCAGUAUCUGCAUAGUAACCAUUUGAUCCCCAAAAAAGUCAGAUCCGCAGCCACUUAAAGACAGUUUUAUUUAAUGGAUAACAUAAAUAGGAAACACAUUUAAUAAUAACAGCAGGUUACACCAACGUUAGUUACAUUCAUACAAGGUGCCAACGUGUGAUGCUCGGAGCCGAAGCGUGCUGCUCAGACCACUGCACUAUGGCAGUUCACAAUGCUCUAGCAAGCUGUGAGAAUAUCUGAUGACACUUGAUGGAAUGAGGUCGGUUGGUUUGCAGAGCCUUCCCCAAACCAUAGCGCUAGGUACGGUACUGCGUUGUAUAGCCGCUUCCAGCUGCCCCCUGGCGGUGAUACUAAAUAUUGAAUAUUCAUUCAAAUCCUCCUGCUGCAGGAUUAUUUUCCUCCUGCGACGAAAUGGGUCAAAUUAAGGUCUGACAUUUGUAGUCCCCUAUCCUGAAUAGCUUAUGGCGUAAUAAUAGGUUAUGAGUAGGAAAUGUAGUUUGCAAUUUUGGCUCAAACUUCAGCAGAAAUCGGAACGUCCGAGGCAGUCCAAGAUUCGUUCAUAGUUUUGACUUAUGUGCACUUAUCUCAAGCCCUACUAUAUUAUAACAUUUCCGACUGCAUAAAUACACUGAGUGUACAAAACAAUUAGAACAGCUCUUUCCAUGACAUAGACUGACCAGGUGAAUCCAGGUGAAAGCUAUGAUCCCUUAUUGAUGUCACUUAUUAAAUCCACUUGAAGAUGAAGGGGAGGAGACAGGUUAAAGAAGGAUUUUUAAGCCAUGAGACAAUUGAGACAUGGAUUGUGUAUGUGUGCUAUUCAGAGGGUGAAUGGGCAAGACAAAAGAUUGAAGUGCCUUUGAACGGUGUAUGGUAGUAGGUGCCAGGCACCAGUUUGUGUCAAGAACUGCAACGCUGCUGGGUUUUUCAUGCUCAACAGUUGCCCGUGUGUAUCAAGAAUGGUCCACCACCCAAAGGAUAUCCAGCCAACUUGACUGUGGGAAGCAUUGGAGUCAACAUGGGCCAGCAUCCCUGUGGAACGCUUUCGACACCUUGUAGAGUCCAUGCCUCGCCAAAUUGAGGCUGUUCUGAGGGCAAAGGGAGGGGGGGGGGGGGGUACGCAACUCAAUGUUAAGUUGUUCUUAAUGUUUUGUACACUCAGUGUAUAGCAGUGUCAGGGGCAAGUGGAAUCAGAAAUGAGACCGAUCAGGUUUGCUGUUUUGAACAAGAGAAGUGCAUGCCCUCCUAGCCAAGCUGAGUUAGGUGUGUGAAACGGUAACAGCCGUGCCUGGCUAAUAUAUUACAAUAAUAAUAAUAAUAAUAAUAUAUAUUUCAUAAUGCGCUUUUCAUUAUACAGAUAAUCUCAGAUGCUUAAAAACAAAGUACAUGUAGUUCUUAGGCUGGAAAAUGGUCUUCUACAGAGGCUGGCGCCUACAGGUCACAUCCAAAUUCGGAUGUGUAUGAUUUGUAUGAUAUGAUUGCCCUCAAUUGGCCUGCUUUAAAUCAAAACAUAAAAGUGGUCUGACCCCGACCAUCCCCCUUCUCUGAGUGGGAAACACAGAAGUUUAAUUGGUGGGGGAGCAAUAACCUCCAGCUGGCCUUCCCCGCCACCCCUCCCCCACUCCUCCAGUCAGCAUGCCAAUUGCACGCUCCCUCAAAACUUGACACAUCUGUGGCAUUGUGUUGUGUGACAAAACUGCACAUUUUAGAGUGGCCUUUUAUUGUCCCCAGCACAAGUUGCACCUGUGUAAUUAUCCUGCUGUUUAAUCAGCUUCUUGAUAUGCCGCACCUGUCAGGUGGAUGGAUUAUCUUGGCAAAGGAGAAAUGCUCACUAACAGGGAUGUAAACAAAUUUGUGCACAGCAUUUGAGAGAAAUAAGCUUUUUGUGCAUAAGGGAAAAUGUUUGGAUCUUUUAUUUCAGCUCAUGAAACAUGGGACCAACACUUUACAUGUUGCGUUUUAUAUUUUAGUUCAGUAUACAUUCAAAUCUGUAAAGGCUAAGACGUAACAUUUGGAGAAUGGCCUGGGAUAAAGUCUAUCUUAAUCCAUGCAAUCAUGCGAGAAUGAGAACAGGUAUAGCAUACUGAAACACAAAGACAUUUUACAUGCCUUUUGACAAAUAAUGCAGUAUUGAAUCCCCCUUUUUUAUUGCUUCACUAACAUACAUAUUUCUGUGCUGAUUCAUGACUUCUCACACAGCAUUGUAAUUGGAUUGUUUUACUUGAUGUCUGAAAUUUAGACAGUCAGAAAACCUGUCUCUGACUAAACUGAGAUAAUUGGAAGAUUUAGGUCAAACAUGGUCAGAGGGAACAAUGAUAAUUUUAUUGCAAUAACGUGUGAAAGGGACUCAAUGUGAGGGAGUUGUCUUUUUGUGCUUAUUGACACUAGAGCGAUAGAAACAUUGAAAAAGAGAGGGACAAAGGUUAAUUUCAUGUCCAUGGAAAGUUUGUAGUCCUACACACGGUUGACUGAUUUUGCUGGGCACGUCUUCAAGCAAAGUAAACAUCAGGGAAUCGGAAUGCUCAGAGUAAUGUCCCAAAUAGCGCUCCUUUGGGUUUAAGACAGCCCAGCCUGUCUAUCCUAUCUUGUCAAGACCAAAUUAGGGGAUUUAAACAGAAUGGUUUUCCCAAAUGUCAGAGCAUAGUGUAUUUUUUCCUCUUUUUAAAGACAGUUGUUAGAGACAGCUGAGGUAAACAAUGGUUGUUUACACAGACCCCAGGCAUAGCCGAUGUCAGACAGUUGUCAUGAAGAUUUGCAUUAUCUGUAGACUCAAUGCAGAGAGUUGAACCGUUAUGCCUGUACUCAGAAGGUACAGGUCAGUUACAAUGAAUUACCUUUUGAGAGGAAUGUAGCCACUCAAGUCAAAUUUAGAUAGUCUAUGAGAUUGGCAUUAUUGAUAGUUUUAACAUUUUAAAGCUAUACAUUGUUCGUUGACACAGACUCAGAAACAUAAAUGACGAAUUAAUACAACCAUGAUAGGGUAAGAUAGCACCUGCUUCCAGGACCGGAAGUAACAGUGGAAAAUGAAAAGGCAGUUAUCGUGUACAGACUUGCGAUAGCUUCAUAAUGGAAAAUGGGCUAACAAUAAUUAUAAAAUAAAUAAAAUACAGGUCUUUGAUAGCUACUUAGGGACAUUGAAUGCUCGUGAACACAACUGUGGGCAUUCAGCGAAAGAGAAGCUCUUCAUAGCUAAGAGAGCUUUUAUCAGUUUAAAACAGGGGACUCCCAACAGGUCGAUCACGAGCUACCAGUAACUCACAGCCAACUUAUGAGUAGCUCGUCAAACAAUUCAGAAAGUACAUGCAAUUUUUCAUGUUUUCCACCGCAAACUGUCAUAAACAACUCUCACAAGUAUCAGCUCCCAGCUACUAUCUAAUCAACGCAACAUUGACAUUAUCCCACCCCUAGUUAGCCACUAUUGUCUUAAAAAGCCAAACCUAACACAAUAUCGCUAGAUCCGCACAUUCCUCACUCGCUAGAUGUGCAAUUAAAGGGCCAGAUGCGCAAAUAAAGGGGAAUUACACAAAUAAAUCUAAAUUUGUUUGAUUUCUUCCAGACCUAAAAAAAUUGUCUUCUCAUCAGAUUUAAGCAUUGACAUGGACUCAGAACUCAGAACAUCCAAUUUAGUUUUUUCUCUAUGAACAAUGGUAAUUUUGAGAGUGAAAAACAAAACAAACAUUUUGCGGCGGAAACAUAAUUUGGGAAAAUAUAAAACAUUAUUUGGUGGUGGGGGGGGGGCAGAUUUUAUAGGGCCUCCCUUAGAGUUGUUUAUUAACCAUUAUUUUACUAGGUAUAUUGACAUUAAACAUAGUGCACCACUUUCUCUUGUACACUAAGGACCCGGGGAAGAGUGGCAGGGGAGAAGAGAAGAAUGUGCCUAUUUGAAAGCUAGAAAGAAAUGAGUAGCUCGCGACGUUUCAUUUUUUAAAAGUAGCUCUCAUGCUAGAAAAGGUUGGGGACCACUGGUUUAAAACAUUCCCCUGAAUCGCAUUUCUGGCUCCUAGAUUGACUUGAUAAUAUGCCGUUAAUGGGAGUCAUUGAAAGAGGCUAUUGUGGUGGCGAGUUUGAUGGUCUGGGACCAGGGAGGAUGACAGUGUCAUAUCACAGGUGGCCAUUUCAUUUCUCAACACUGGGGCGGCUGUAUUAAACCCCUCAGCUUCUCUCGCGAGAGGGGGUUUCUUACCACAAACCACCACACAGAUCAGGGACGUAUGUUUAAAGACACAGGACUUCAGAGGGAAGAUAAUGUGUGAUGUGUUUGUAAUUAUGUUGAGCAGGGCCGACGCAUGUGGGCUUAAUGGGGGAGAAGAAUGCCGACAUGUGUACAGGCCAUGUAUUGACAACUGUGUGUGUGCCUGCGUGUGUGUGUGUGUGUGUGUGUGUGUGUGUGUGUGUGUGUAUGUGUGUGUGCCUGUGUAUGUGUGCGUGCCUGUGUGUUUUCCUUCAUAGGGGGUGAUCGGGGAGCUGAGGGUCAUUGGAGACCCUCGGGCCGCUGAAAGACAGUGUGAAGAGGAAGGGGAUGACUCGGAUGCGGUAAGUGUCCCUUGA
Coregonus sp. 'balchen' is the source of this 6416-nucleotide messenger RNA. Lineage: Eukaryota; Metazoa; Chordata; Actinopteri; Salmoniformes; Salmonidae. The record is from the annotation of a GenBank genome assembly.